Messenger RNA from Brachypodium distachyon (stiff brome), 926 nucleotides. RefSeq lists its product as uncharacterized. The coding region runs from base 252 to 674 and encodes 140 amino acids. The record is from RefSeq and is a predicted model, not a curated record. The transcript has a single exon. Lineage: Eukaryota; Viridiplantae; Streptophyta; Magnoliopsida; Poales; Poaceae.
CCACCGGCUUCCAUGGGGCGCGUCAGGCGGUGAACAAAUAAAUUGAAGCCACCGCUCACCGCCGAUUGGAUAGGCUCGACUCGUACUACUACUAGUACUCUCCUCGUACGGACUACUACUCACUCACUCACUCUGUUUGUCUGAGACACACACGCAUACUACACCUUCUCUCUGCGCUCUGCUCUGUUCUGUUUCUGCUCUGCUGCAGGAGAAAGGGAAGGAAGAGCUCAAUCAGCUCGAUCUAUCCAUCUAUGGCCGCGCGAGCACUGACCGCCGGCGCCGUCUUGGGCGGCCGCCGGGCCGCCGGACUACGCACCGGGCCGGCGAUGGCCACGGCGACGGGGGCGCAGGUGGAGGCGGCGCUGAACCGCAAGGACGUGGAGGAGCUGGUGGACCUGAACCCCCAGCAGACCGAGACAGUCGUCGCGGUUGUCGGCGGCGGCGCGCCGGACGCCGGCGAGUGGGUGCCCGACGGAGAGACGGGCGUCUUCGUCCCCGCCGACGCCGGGACCGACACGACGACUUCCACACCACCGGUCAACGGCGGCUCGUCGGUGCUGGACCAGACGGUGUUCGUCCGGGAAGAAGAGAUGGAGGACGUCGAGCGGCCUGCCAUCGACAUGGCCAACGCCAACCUCAACGCUAACGCUAAUGGCAGCAACAGCAAUAACUAGCCAAGAGCUUCUUCAGUUUAGUUUCCUUCACAUCGUAGAAUAAUGGAACCCACGUCCUCUCUGUAGUCUGUAAUCUGUAUCGUACUUGUGUAGUAAAAGGUCGUCAGUUUAUUUACUACUAGUAGUAGUGCCAGAAAUAAGCGUCUCGAACUUCCUGCUUCGUGUUCACACACUUGUUCAGUGGUCGAUGUAAUGAGUUGUUGCAAUCAGAUUAUCAAUAAACGAGAGAUCUCUGAGCAUCAGUUGAUGUUA